Molecule: messenger RNA, 843 nt
Organism: Prunus avium (sweet cherry)
Lineage: Eukaryota; Viridiplantae; Streptophyta; Magnoliopsida; Rosales; Rosaceae
Source: RefSeq, a predicted model, not a curated record
GUGACAAAUCUAUGAUUAAGAAGCGUUACAUGUAUUUGACCGAAGAAAUUCUAAAAGAGAACCCAAGUAUGUGUGAGUACAUGGCACCUUCCCUUGAUGCCAGGCAGGACAUGGUGGUCGUUGAAAUUCCAAAACUCGGCAAAGAAGCUGCCACCAAGGCCAUUAAGGAAUGGGGCCAGCCCAAGUCCAAAAUUACCCAUUUGGUCUUUUGCACCACCAGUGGUGUGGACAUGCCUGGAGCCGACUAUCAGCUCACUAAGCUCUUGGGCCUCCGCCCCUCCGUCAAGCGCCUCAUGAUGUACCAGCAAGGGUGUUUCGCCGGCGGCACAGUGCUCCGGUUGGCCAAGGAUUUGGCUGAGAACAACAGAGGUGCUCGUGUUCUCGUUGUGUGCUCGGAGAUCACCGCCGUCACCUUCCGUGGGCCCAGUGACACUCACCUUGACAGUCUAGUGGGCCAGGCUUUAUUUGGUGACGGUGCAGCAGCUAUUAUUGUGGGUGCAGACCCAAUUCCCGAGAUCGAGAAGCCCCUAUUUGAAGUGGUGUCAGCAUCCCAAACCAUCCUUCCCGACAGCGAUGGAGCCAUCGACGGUCAUCUCCGUGAAGUUGGGCUUACAUUUCAUCUGCUCAAGGAUGUUCCCGGGCUUAUUUCGAAGAACAUUGAGAAGAGUCUGAACGAGGCCUUCCAACCUUUGGGCAUCUCGGAUUGGAACUCCCUAUUCUGGAUUGCACACCCAGGUGGCCCAGCAAUUCUAGACCAAGUGGAGUCCAAAUUGGCCCUGAAGCCUGAGAAAUUAGAGGCUACAAGACACAUACUAUCAGAGUACGGAAACAUGUCGAGUGCUU